CAACUUCCCGGGGAGUCGAGACUGUAUCGCGUGAGGGUUGCAGCCAAUGAGGAGGCGGAAGUGACGGCCGCUUCGGAGCCGCUCGCAGCCGCUGCGAGGGUGAAGCCAGAGUGGGUUGCUCUUUUGGAGGGGCUGUUUCCUCACUUCUCACUUAUCACCGAGAGCUCAGCAUCCAGGCUGAAUUGUACUGUUUAGAAGAAUGGAGGCGACUGCAUCUGUUGACAUGUUUUCCAAAGUCCUGGAGAAUCAGUUGCUUCAGACUACCAAACUAGUGGAAGAACACUUGGAUUCGGAAAUUCAGAAACUGGACCAGAUGGAUGAGGAUGAAUUGGAACGCCUCAAAGAAAAGAGACUUGAGGCACUAAGGAAAGCUCAACAGCAGAAACAAGAAUGGCUUUCGAAAGGACAUGGGGAGUACAGAGAAAUCCCUAGUGAGAGAGACUUUUUUCAAGAAGUCAAGGAGAGUAAAAAAGUGGUUUGCCAUUUCUACAGAGACUCCACAUUCAGGUGUAAAAUACUAGACAGGCAUUUGGUGAUCUUGUCCAAGAAGCACCUUGAGACCAAAUUUUUGAAGCUGAAUGUGGAAAAAGCACCUUUCCUUUGUGAGAGACUGCGUAUCAAAGUCAUUCCCACACUAGCACUGGUAAAAGAUGGAAAAACACAAGAUUUUGUUGUUGGAUUUUCUGACCUAGGAAAUACAGACGACUUCAGCACAGAAACUUUAGAAUGGAGACUGGGUUGUUCUGACAUUCUCAAUUACAGUGGAAAUUUAAUGGAGCCACCAUUUCAGAGCCAAAAGAAAUUUGGAACAAACUUCACAAAGCUGGAAAAGAAAACUAUUCGAGGAAAGAAAUAUGAUUCAGACUCUGAUGAUGAUUAGAGAGCAGUUAUAAUCCUUUGUAAAUCGUCUUUUUAUUUCUGCUUUCUUCACAAUUAGAUGUGUUUUCUAAAUUCUGUUGAUUUCAAUACAUUGAUCUUCUGACGGUCACAUUCUAGAGUUUUAUGCAGUUGCAUCACAUUGAAAGACGUCUUUAAUCUUUUCUGUGUAGCAGCUCAUGUUUAAAUUGAGGAAAACUUCUGAGUUCGAAAAUUACUGGGGGAGGGUCUGGAUUCUCUAUUUUUGAGAUUGGUUUUAUCACAGUAUGAUUCUUACGUUUUUAUACCAUUCACAAUUGUGUUUUUAACGUACUGGAUUGGAAAUAGAAAUUCAGCAGACUAUUCCAGGACUAAUUCUUAAUCAGCAUUAUUUACUUUCCACAAGAGGUUAAGUAACAUUUCCUGGUGUGAACAGACUGCACUUGUAAAUGAAUUAGAAACACUCCUUACUUCUGGAAUAUAUUUAAAUAACUAUUAAAAAGGGUUUAUUUAUUCUGUACUCUGCAUGUUGUUGUUGAAUCAGCUGAUAGAAGCAGAUAGCUUUUUCAGGUUGUGAACAUAUUGCCUUAUUUAAAGCGUUCUGAUCGCUUGUAUUUUAAGACAUGUAUUAAAUAAUCAAGAAGGCCUUUUGAAAU
This is a messenger RNA of Vicugna pacos (alpaca), 1511 nucleotides long. It is a transcript of the gene TXNDC9, whose product is annotated as thioredoxin domain containing 9. The record is from RefSeq and is a predicted model, not a curated record. Lineage: Eukaryota; Metazoa; Chordata; Mammalia; Artiodactyla; Camelidae.